AGCCUCAAAACGAUGGAAGGGACUCGGCAGGAGUUUGAAGAUGCUGUUUCCCUUGUACAGAAACUUCCUAAAGAUGGGCCUUACAAGCCAGGUGAUAAUGUUAGACUGAGGUUCUACGCUCUAUACAAACAGGCAAUGCUGGGCCCUAACACAACUCAGCAGCCCAGUUUCAUGUGGGACCCAGUGGGCAGGUACAAAUGGAAAGCUUGGACAGAUCUAGGUAGCAUAGCCAAAACAGAAGCUAUGCGACAGUAUGUCCUGGAGUUGAAGGAAAUGGUCGGCAAUAUCCCGGAAACAGAUGACAGUCUAGCAUUCCUCACAAUAUUCAGAGAUAAGUUCCAAGUUGAGGAGGGUUACAAAACUCUUGACAGGUCUCAGGAGUGCGUAGAAGUGAUGGAAGGAAAGGCGGAGACAGACACUGAGGAGUUCCUUGACACGGUCACCAAACCUCCAUCAGCAGAGAAUAAACACACUAACUUUCUGGACCCUGAGACGGAACUUCUGGAUAACAGUUUAGAUAUCAGUAACGCAGGGCACAGCUCAGACAGUACACAGGCUACAUCUCGUAAAAAGAAAAGGAAACAGGGCAAGAAGAAUAGUGACUCGUUCGGAAGCUCUGAAGCUUGUAGCAGUGAUGUGCGGAUAAUAGACGUGGAGUCACAGAUCCUGCGCACCUUGCGCCUCAUGCGCCAAGACGUACGUGGCCUCCUCAAAAGGAUGGACGCACUGGAAAACAUCCUGGCACGGCACCUGCUAUCCGAACAGUCGCGCAGUAGCACAAUCUCGUCUGUGUGGGAGCGGCGGUGGCUCAUAUUCAUGGUUACCUGGCCUGUUUUAACUCAAAUUCUUGGGCUGUGGUAUGUGAGACGGUAUUACAGGAAAAGAUGAUAGUUUGUAGUUUGUUAAUUUAGUUUUAUAUUUGGAAUGCCUUUUCUCCAGGGUUUAUUUAUAGUUUCCGCUGUUCUUUGUUAUGUUUAACUCCUCUCAUCUUACAAGAUACACUCUGUCUGCAGUUUAUCUAAUCCUAUACUUCUUGUACACUGUCUAGUGUCUAAUGAGAUUUUCGUACAAUAUUUUAACGUUAGCCUCCAUGUUCUUGAACAUUACGGUAGAACGCAUAAGAAGUUUACAUCUUUUAGGCUUGUCUAUAAUUUAGAACAUCGUAUUCUUGUUAUAUAUAUUAACCAUUAAAAUUAGAUUAAUUUUGGUAUAAAAUGCGCAAUCUUAUUUUAUCAAUAACAUCAUAGAAGCGCAAGUGGAAAAAAUUAUAUUCGAUUAAUAAAAGAAAGAUUUUAUUUCAUAAUAUUCACAUCGUAAGUUAAAAUAGUCAUAUUAUAACCAUUUCAAAGAAGUAAAUGACCCUGGUCAAUGGUCAUUAGGAAAGUUCGCACGAGAUGGACCACGUUUUUCCCAAUUUAACUUUAGAAGAUUGUCACAGGAAGAACUUUUAAGAUAUGCAUAUGAUAUUUCAUAUGUCUAAUACUGUUCAACUAAUUGAGUUUCGAUUAAUAAAAAUUUUGAAGCGAAAUUUUAGGAGUGUUUCUUAUGACCAGGGUCAAAUCUAUAAGUGACGCUGCCAAAUCAGUGCAAGACCAGUGAAAGUUAUAUAUUGACAUUAUAAACAGCUGAGCGUUUUGAUAUAUCAGUUGUACAACUAUUAUAUAUGUAUAAUGAAUGAAUGAUUCUUUUGAAUAUUUUGAUUGAUUUGUUUAUGGUUAUUUUAAAGUAAAAUAUGAUAUUGAGGAGUUCACAUUUAUUUUCAGUUUGU
Messenger RNA from Bolinopsis microptera, 1768 nucleotides. Its product is annotated as acyl-CoA-binding domain-containing protein 5-like. The coding region runs from base 13 to 888 and encodes 291 amino acids. Gene Ontology annotation, molecular function: fatty-acyl-CoA binding. The transcript is spliced from 6 exons. Gene Ontology annotation, cellular component: cytoplasm. NCBI's taxonomy places the organism in Eukaryota, Metazoa, Ctenophora, Tentaculata, Lobata, Bolinopsidae. The record is from RefSeq and is a predicted model, not a curated record. Gene Ontology annotation, biological process: fatty acid metabolic process.